Molecule: messenger RNA, 2242 nt
Organism: Neoarius graeffei (lesser salmon catfish)
Lineage: Eukaryota; Metazoa; Chordata; Actinopteri; Siluriformes; Ariidae
Gene: gkup
Product: glucuronokinase with putative uridyl pyrophosphorylase
Exons: 23
Coding region: 78-1922 (614 amino acids)
Biological process (GO): biosynthetic process
Molecular function (GO): glucuronokinase activity; ATP binding
Source: RefSeq, a predicted model, not a curated record
UCCUGAACUAUGGACUCUGAACUAUGUUUCUGAUCAUUUUGCAAACUUUCUGUAAACAAUAAACAACACGGUGUACAAUGAUUUGUAUUUUACUUGUUGCAGGUCAUGGUACUGUUUUAGAGACGCAAAUUAAGAAUGAUGUCACCGGCUUGUACGCACACCUAGCCGGGGUGCCAAAAGCAUUGCUACCUGGUGUUGGGGGAAAGAAAAUCCUUGAUUUCUGGUGGGAAACAGUCAACACGCGACAACUCUUCAGUGAAGUUUAUUUAGUCACAAAUGCAGAUAAGUACAAACAUUAUGAGCGGUGGGCAACUGCCAAUGACUUUCCAGUGGAGAAUGUGGUGAAUGAUGGUAGCACCACUUUGGAGGAUCGGCUUGGGGCCGUCACUGACUUGGAGCUAGCCAUCCGAAGCCGUCACAUUCAAGAUGACAUCAUGGUGAUUGCAGGAGACAUGCUUUGUUCUGACCAGAACUUUGACAUUGCUCAAGUUAUUCGUUUUUUUAGGUCCAAGUCUGGAGAGCUGGCUAUAUAUUAUGAGCUGGAAGAAGGGGAGAAAUGUUACACCAGAGGCAUUGUAGAAGUAUGUUCAGAAUCUCAUAGGAUCAAACGUUUCCUUGAGAAGCCACAGGAGGGCGUCACGGCAUCUCGUCUGGCCAGUGUGGUCUUCUACUGCCUCCGCAAAGAGACGCUAUCUUACCUCUCAGACUUCCUGCUCAAGCAGCCGGAUGUGGAAUCCAGGACGUUUGGCAGGUUGUGGGAAUGGCUUAUAAAUGAAGAACAAUUGUCUGUGUAUGGAAUGAAGUUACCUACAGGGUUCCAGUUAAUUGGACAAGUGGGUCUGUGCGACUACACAAAAUGGCUUGCACACUACUCAACUAAACAGCAAGAGGUUCCAGUCAAACCCAUCACCUUCCGCUCUUAUGCCAGGGUAGGACUGAUGGGAAAUCCUUCUGACGGCUUCAACGGCAAAACCAUUGCUAUGACCAUUUCUAACUUCUGGGCCGAAGUGACACUAAUAGAAAGCCAAUCUCUGGUCCUCCUUCCUCAUCCACUGAAUGAUCCCACCGAGUUCGGCAGCCUACAGGAUCUGUUUCGCAUCAGCCACAAAGAAGGGUAUUUGGGAGGUCUGAGGCUGUUACAGGCCACCUGUAAGAAGUUUUAUCAGUUCUGCUCAAAUCAAGGCAUCGCUCUUACCAAGCAGAAUUUCACUCUAAAGUACGACACCAACAUUCCACGGCAGGUGGGCCUCGCUGGCAGUAGUGCAAUUGUGUCUGCUACCUUGAAGUGCCUGAUGAAAUUUUAUAACCUCACUGAAGAUGAUCUUCCGAAAGCAGUCCGAGCCAACUUUAUACUGAAUGUGGAGACGGAUGAGCUGUUUAUCACAGCCGGGUUGCAGGACAGAGUGGUACAGGUGUAUGAGGGUUUGGUGUACAUGGACUUUAACAAGCAGCUAAUGGACAAGCAAGGUUAUGGUGAGUACAUCUCUAUGGAUAUGAGCAGUCUUCCCACGUUUUGGUUAGCUUACUUGGGGGAUCCAAGUGACUCUGGCCGCAUUCACAGCAAUGUGAGAGAGCGCUGGUUGAAGGGUGAACCUGAAGUGGUGGAAGCCAUGAAACGCUUUGCUGUGCUCACAGAUCAGGCCAGGGAAGCCUUCGAAUCUAAGGACUGGCCUAGACUGGCCCAGCUUAUGGAUGAAAACUUUGAACUGAGACGGUCUGUUUACACUGAAGCCUGUUUGGGCUCAGGAAAUCUCAGAAUGGUACAAAUGGCGAGACAGUUUGGCUCUGCUGUGAAAUUACCUGGCAGCGGUGGUGCUGUUGUGGGCCUGUGUAUGGAUCCUAACCGAUUGGUGGAGAUGAAGAGAGCAUUCCAGGAGGCUGGCUAUGUUUUCUGCCUCGUUGUACCCCACAGUCCAUCUUAAUGCGUGGUAUAGAAGUAAUUUUCUUAUCAACAGUAUACAACGUAUCACAAAUUUGAUCGCAUUUCUGUGCCUACACACUCUGGUUCCAGUUUCCACUGUGGCAUGUGGACAGUGUAACCCUGGCCACAUAUACGAGUCACUGAGCUCCUGUUGCUGUGUGUUUCAGGCAGCACAAACAAUUGUCUAUUUAAAGUGCUAUCAAUGCCAGCAUUGUACACCCUUCCUGUCCCUGUGUCUCAGUACAAUAAUGGCCACAGACUCAUAACCAAAAUAUUUGUUGUAAGGAGUGUAAUGUAUUCUGUAUGAAAACAGUCAUGUAU